CGCCGAUACAUGUAUAACCAGCACUGUUACCGUCACCCAGUCCAGCUAUACAUUUUCCUAGUCGAUGGUGGUAUACAUUUUCAAGACAAUUGUAGAAAACCCGUCCUUUGUUUCUACACUCAAAUCCUUCGUGUGCACGCGGACCUCCCGCCGCCUUUUACGGACGCACGUUGCCAAAGUUGGACGCCGUCAAGGGAUAUAACGACACCAGCAGUAUCAACCAUGCUCAUUUCUAACCCUAGCACGGUGACAGAGGUCGCCGGCUGUGCUGCCUAGAGCUGUGUGCCUGCAGCCCCAGCGUGCGGUAUUUCCCGCUCGCAUUUGAUUUUUCAUCAAUCAGCUAAGGUUUUUGUUCCCUGUGUCUUUCGAGCUUUGGGUGGGCAUUCAGAUCAGCCACACAGGGCACUGCUGUGAUGUUGUACGCCUUCGAAGUGCGGAGAAAGAUAGAGCGAGAGAGAGAGAGAGAGAGAGAGAGAGAGAGAGAGAGAGAGGAGCGAGUGCUGCUGAGAGCUUGCUUUGCAGCAGCAAGCAGCAGCAGCAGCAGCAUGUUUUUUUUGGUACCCAUAUCUCAUCUGCUUCACUCAGUGCCAUGUCUCCGUGUUCGGUGUUGUUUUCCUUUCCAGCUUUGGGUGGGCAUUGACAUCAGCCACACAGAGCACUGCAAUGAGGUAGGGUGCUUGCCUUCGAAGUACGGAGAGAGAGGGGAGAGAGCGCGUGCGCUGCGAGUCUUCCUGGUGACAGCAGCACGCUGUCUUUUUCUCCAGUACCAGGGAGCACCACCGCGGGAUUCAACAGCACCCGCAGUUCGAGCCGCAGCGCCAGCCGUUGGUUCACUACAAGAACCCGGUCUCGCAGGCGCGCAAAGAUCGCGAGAUCCAAAUUGGGGUGGACAACGGGACUACAGUGGGCGGCCCUUUGGAAAAAUGGGGAGGGCGGCUCGGCGGAUGCGUGCGUUGACACUUCGGCAGGAACUAGAGGAGGCCCUUCCUGGGGCAUUCAACCUCUCUGCAAGCAGUCUGGAAGAAGUCGUGCGGGCGUGGAUAGAGUUCGAACCCGAGUGGGCCGAAGAGGCGAAGAGGAGAUACCUGAACAAGGGCACGUACAGCACAUCUCAAGCUGCAAAGAAGAUUAGGCGUGCGAAAGGGGCGGAGAUGAAAGCUCGGGUGCUGGCGGCAGCGGCGGACGAGUUUCGCGCUGAGAGCAUCGAGCUACUCGACGGCGUUGUGAGUGAUGUGGUGAAGACGAUCAGCGCAGCCGCGGAGAUGAACGAUGAUACAAGUACGGAAGACAGCUGUUUGUCCAACUUUCAGCUGGCGCACACGGUGCAAGUGGCCAUGACAUUGAUCCAGUUGUACACCCAGCAGGCCGACGGCUUCGACCGGAAGGAUGCACUGGCCAUCGCAGCAGAGGUUGGACGGAGAACCGUUCAAACAGUACAGCAGUGGGAGCGGGAUUUCAUCGCCCACGGANGUCGCCCACGGACGCAUAAACCUGACACAGGUCGCUUCAAGCGCAGGUUUUUGCUGGAGCUCGACGAAGGCGUCUUCAAGCUCGCGAAAGGCUGGGUGCUCGAGAACUGCGGGAUACUCAGUGGGCAAGCCAAUAAAACGGCGGAGGAUUUCCGCAAGUGGGUGAACAGCACCAUCAUGCCGAUGCUGGAGGAGCAGGAAAAGGACGGCAUCAACGCUUUCCAUGGAUUGAGAGUAAAGCUGGUGGAAGUGAAGGAGAACGAGCCGCCAAAGCGCCAAAUCUCCCUUUCUACGGCAACGGAGUGGCUGAAGAAGAUGGGAUGCGAAUACCACGACGGCAAAAAGGGGCUGUACUUCGAUGGCCACGACGACAAGAAGACCCUUGAAUACCGGCACGACGAGUUCCUCCCGGCGCUGUUCGACACCCGCGACUACAUGGAGGUAUGGAUUCCGAUGGGCAAGGAUGAAGCGAUCGUCUGGGGUGUUGACGUCGAGACGGUGGAGGAGACCGAGCGCUUGCCGGAUGGUGGUGUUUGCGUUUGUGUCGAUAAUCUCGAGUCUGCGCUGGCAGACUUGCCCGAAGACCUGCAAGCCAGAGUGCAGAGCAAGAAAACCUACCCUGACGGGAGGCGGGCCAUGCUUCUCUACCAGGACGAGAGCAUAUUUCGAGCCAACGACGACCAGAGGCGCGCGUGGUAUCGGGACGGCCAGCAUGUGCCCGUGAAGAAGUCACAAGGCCAGGGGAUCAUGGUGUCGGGGACGAUAAUCCACAACGUUGGCUUCUUCUCGGCGUCGCGGGCACAGAUCCAGGACGCGGAGCGCAACCGCAGGAAACGAUGCGCCGCCUCAGCUGCCGCGAAGCGACGGGGGGAAAACGUGAAGGUGGAGAAGUUCCGCCCCAUCGACAUGCUUCAUGAAGACGAGCAUGGACAGUACUGGUCCUACCACCUCUUCGAGUACGGCAAGAACAAGGAGGGAUACUGGACCGGGCUCAGGAUGCUGGACCACAUGUCAGACGUGCUCGACAUGUUCACAGUUCUCUACCCUGAGCACAAGCCUGUAGGCCUGUUCGACUGGUCGUCCUGUCAUGACUGCAUGGAGGUCGGCGCACCGUCGGUGAAGAGAAUGAACUUGGGUGUCGGUGGUGUGAGGAACGGAGAAGAGCUUGCGCCGAUGGACCCCGUGACCAUCCUCGAAGAUACCCCGAACCUCCCAGCCGGCACGGUACAGCACUUGGUGUUUCGGAGGGGGGACGAUCCCCCCUUCCACUCCCCGCAUCUCAAGCCGGCGCAAUAUGUCGGAAAGUUGAAAGGAAUGCGGCAGAUUUUGUGGGAGAGGGGGCUCCUGGUCAAAGGCAUGAGUAAGACGGGGGGCUCGGGCGAAAAGCAGGACCUCAGCAAGAGCAUGGAGCACGUUUUGGGAGAGCAGAAGGACUUCAAGGAAGUUGAUUCUAGUCUGGUGCUGUUGAUGCAGCGCCACGGGGGGGCCUGUCUCAUGCUUCCAAGUACCACUGCGAGUGUAACCCCAUCGAGCUUGUUUGGGGCCGAGCGAAGGACUGGACUCGAAAGAAUUGCAAAUAUUCGUUGGAAUGCUUGCGCAAGAACGUGCCGCUGAGUUUUAGACCAGAGAAGGAUAGACAGGCUGUUUCGGUAGUCCAGGGCUACUGCAAGAAGGCGUACACACACGCCGUCAUGUACCGCGAGACGCGUGUGCAAGGGCCUGAGGGCAAGAAGACGUACAAGAAGUACAAGUCGCACAGGCGCCCGACCCCGAAGGAAUGGAGGCCGUAGAGUCGAUGGCGCAUUCUUGUUCAUUGAGCUGUAUUUGUUCAGUUUUUUUCCGUGUUUCUGGUGGGAAUGUUGUACAAAAAUGGAACAUUUUUGUUGAAAACGGCCAAUUUUUGUGAUGUAUGUACGCUAUAGGUGCGGUAGAGGCAUUUGCAUAGUGUUUGAGGGCGUUCCUGUGCACGUGUGGGUGGUUUGGUGCGAAAAAAAAAAAAGGAUUAGCAACAUAUAUGGGGGAAAAGUUGCUCUAGGGUCAAUUUCGUGGGUUUCGAGCCCGCCGCGAGCAUCUUUUUUUUUUUUUUCUCUU
This is a messenger RNA of Ectocarpus sp. CCAP 1310/34, 3560 nucleotides long. The record is from the annotation of a GenBank genome assembly. Lineage: Eukaryota; Phaeophyceae; Ectocarpales; Ectocarpaceae.